Messenger RNA from Camellia sinensis, 1566 nucleotides. RefSeq names its product adenosine/AMP deaminase family protein. The record is from RefSeq and is a predicted model, not a curated record. Gene Ontology annotation, molecular function: adenosine deaminase activity. Gene Ontology annotation, biological process: inosine biosynthetic process; adenosine catabolic process. Lineage: Eukaryota; Viridiplantae; Streptophyta; Magnoliopsida; Ericales; Theaceae.
ACCAACAUUUUGAACCUGCGUCCUGAACUUGUAAAAUUCAUGAAUGGUGCCAUUGACCUAGGGGUGUGUAUUAUACGUUUCAUGCCCUAGCUACAGUACCUCAACGAUUGGCAAUCGACAGCGAAAGAAGUUUUGAAGAUGGAGAAACAGAGAGACAUGGAUUGGUGGGUUUCGAUCCCAAAGGUUGAACUACACGCCCACCUCAAUGGUUCCAUCAGAGGCUCAACUCUACUUGAGCUUGCUAGAGGUUUGGGUGAAAAGGGUACUAUUGUUUUCUCUGAUGUAGAGCAUGCUAUUCUAAAGGAUGACCGUUCACUUCAAGAAGUGUUCAAGUUGUUUGAUCUGAUCCACAUUGUUACUACUGACCACAAAAUCCUUACCAGAAUUACUCAAGAAGUUGUGGAAGACUUUGCUGCAGAGAAUGUGGUUUACUUGGAGUUAAGAACAACUCCGAAGAGGAAUGAUUUGAUAGGGAUGAGCAAACGGUCUUACAUGGAAGCAGUGGUGAAGGGUCUAAGGGCUGUCGCUACAGUAGAAGUUGACCUUGCCCCAAGGGAUUUGGGUACGGGAAAUCCUGUGAAUUCUUGUGCUAUUACCGAUUUGUGUGAUGGAACUGCAAGAAAGAAGAUAUAUGUCAGACUUCUUCUCAGCAUUGACCGUCGCGAGACUACUGCAUCUGCAAUGGAAACUGUUGAACUUGCACUGGAAAUGAGAGAUUUGGGUGUAGCGGGAAUUGACCUUUCUGGAAAUCCCAUUGUCGGUGAAUGGGCAACAUUUUUACCAGCUUUAAAGUUUGCUAGGGAGCAAGGUCUCUCCAUAACUCUUCACUGUGGCGAGGUACCCAAUCCGGUGGAAAUCAACGCAAUGCUAGACUUUCUUCCUGGGAGAAUUGGCCAUGCUUGUUUCUUUGGAGAAGAAGAAUGGAGAAAGUUGAAAUCUUGCAAGAUACCGGUUGAGAUUUGCUUGACAUCCAAUAUCCGAACGGAAACAAUCUCUUCUGUCGAUGUUCAUCAUUUUGUUGAUCUUUAUAAUGCAGAACAUCCAACAGUUCUGUGCACUGAUGAUUCUGGGGUAUUUUCUACCAGUCUGUCUGGCGAGUACAUUCUUGCAUCUUCUGCAUUUGGUCUUGGAAGGAGUGAAAUGUUUCGGCUUGCUCGGAAAGCCAUUGAAUUUAUAUUUGCUGAUGAUGCGGUGAAGAGGGAACUUGGAGAGAUUUUCGAAUCUGCUGCGAGGAAGCUGGAUUUAUGAUUAAUAGCAUGUGUAGCAGAAGCCAUUCUUUAUGCAUGGUCAUGAUUUAGCAUUAUUGGUUCAAUUGGAAAAUGCAGGACUUAACCAGUAAGAUUUAUAAUACUAAUGUAGAAGAUCAGAUAUUGUAUUCUAUUCUGUAUUGCUGUUUGUUGACAAUGUAGGAAAGACUAUCGUAGCCGCUCUUGGCUCAUUUUAACAAACUCGCGUUGCAUGGCCAAAUUGGGUGAUUGCCAUUGUGUUAUUUUCAUUGUUUCGAUUUACAGCUUGACUUUGGUUAAAAGAAGAAAGAAUUAUGGAGAAAAUUGUGUGAUUGCUUUU